AAAAAAUUGGCACACGGCGCUUCAAAGAGUAAAUUCAUUUGCAUCGUCAUCCUCUCGCUGUCUCUCAGUUUAUCGGUCUGUUGUGUAUACAUCGCAUCAUUUCGUUGUGGUAAAUUCAAUUGAAAUGGAAAUGGAAGUAGGUGGCGAGCCCAUGGUGAGAGUUCAAGCCAUCGCCGAAUCCAAACUUUCACGGGUCCCACCUCAAUACAUCCAACCUCCACACAACCGCCCUCACCACCACUCGUCCACCGCCGCCGCCGCCACAACCAUCCCCACCAUCGACCUAUUCGAAUUCAACCCGACCCACCUCCCCUCAAUCCGCUCCACAAUCGCUCAAGCCUGCACAGACUACGGAGCCUUCCACGUCACCAACCACGGCGUCCCCACCAAGCUCCUCCGCCAAAUCAAGACCACGGGCCUCACUUUCUUCAACCACAGCUCCAUAAACGACAAGCUCACCUACUCCUGCGACCCUCACUCCUUCGCUUCCCAAGGCUACGGCUCCCGAAUGCUCCUCAGCGAUGAAAACGACACCGUCGUUUUGGACUGGCGAGACUACUUCGACCACCACACUCUCCCUCUCUCUCGUCGAGACCCAUCUCGCUGGCCCCACUUCCCUGAAAACUACAGAGAAACCGUGGCGAGCUACAGCGAUGAAAUGAAGGGUUUGGCUCAGAAGCUCAUGGGUUUGAUCUCUGAGAGCCUUGGGCUUAGAGGGUCGUACAUAGAAGAAGCUGUGGGUGAGUUGUACCAGAAUAUUACUAUCAGCUAUUACCCACCGUGUCCUCAGCCAGACCUCACUUUGGGUCUGCAACCUCAUUCCGAUAUGGGUGCCAUCACGCUUCUCAUCCAAGACGACGUCGGAGGACUUGAAGUUCUCAAGGAUGAUCAAUGGAUCACCGUUGAUCCUUUGUCUGACGCCAUUCUUGUCAUCUUGGCCGAUCAAACCGAGAUUAUAACCAAUGGGAAGUAUAGGAGUGCUGUACAUAGGGCUGUAACUAAUGCCACUCAAGCGCGACUCUCAGUUGCCACAUUUCAUGAUCCUGCCAAGGCAGUGAAAAUAUCCCCUUCUUCUGAGCUUGUCAAUGGGGCUUCUCCCCGGUACCAUGAAGUUGUUUAUGGAGAUUACGUGUCAUCAUGGUACACAAAAGGUCCAGAUGGAAAACGAAAUAUUGAUUCGCUCCUGCUUAACUGAGAGAUUGGAAAUUACCCCUCUUCUAUGUUUUCUCUGCUAUCUGCCUUGACCUUGUAGUCUUAUGAUAGUAGUGGUUUUCAUUCUUUUGGUUAGAUGGAACCAUAAAAACAUCCAUCAGUAUCUAUGAUAUUCCUUCUUUUCGGUAAUUCACAAUUUUAAAUUUUUCCUCAAAGAUAAUUAUGUGCAAGGGUUUUAUUCUUUUUC
Quercus robur (English oak) is the source of this 1399-nucleotide messenger RNA. Its product is annotated as jasmonate-induced oxygenase 1. NCBI's taxonomy places the organism in Eukaryota, Viridiplantae, Streptophyta, Magnoliopsida, Fagales, Fagaceae. The coding region runs from base 125 to 1195 and encodes 356 amino acids. The record is from RefSeq and is a predicted model, not a curated record. The transcript has 2 exons.